Messenger RNA from Macroventuria anomochaeta, 841 nucleotides. RefSeq lists its product as uncharacterized. The record is from RefSeq and is a predicted model, not a curated record. NCBI's taxonomy places the organism in Eukaryota, Fungi, Ascomycota, Dothideomycetes, Pleosporales, Didymellaceae. Bases 194 to 661 code for a protein of 155 amino acids. The transcript is spliced from 2 exons.
GACCAACACUACUUUUACAAUCAUAUUCCUACUCCCGCAUACACAGUAAUUCCAUCUACGCAAGAGAAUUCAACUGCUCGUAUCUCCUGGACAAGCCGGUCUAACAUCGGCUACACAACAACAUCUACUCCAACAGCCGAUCUAAACGGACCUCCCCGACUAUUGGAUAUCGACACACCUCCAACCCUCCGCCAUGCCCCGCGACCCCAUCACUGCGCAAAUCGUCUCCUACCAAACAGAAGUCAUACCCAUCCCGGACGAGCUGGCGUACGAAACCUACGUCAAGAACGCAACUGGCAAAAUUAUCCUAGCAUGUUUCUGGCCCGAGGACAAGACAUCACGGAUCCUCAUCAACCAACUCACCAAGCGGCUCCCGGACAUCAAGAACCUGGAAGUCCAAGGUGUAUACAGCCUAGAUGUGUAUUCUCUGCCCAAGAUAGCCGAGGAGCUGGAUAUCACGUUUGUGCCUACGCUUAUGUGGUUCAAUGAUCGGGUGCAAGAUGCACUAGUCUGGCAUGAUGGGGUGAGGAUGGAAGGCGAGAAGGUGAGUGGGGGCGUGCAGAGGGUGUUGUCGAGGAUUGCGGAGAGCGGGUUGCAGGACGAUGGGGAUGACGCGUGGGAGGGGAUGGGAGGCAUAUAUCGGGGUGUUGGGUCCAGCUGAGUGGGCUCGUAUCUUUAUUUACUGCAUUCUUGGAAAGAUGGCAAGGUAUCGGGAUAUUUGAAGCAUGCAACUGUUUGCUCAUUGAACAUGCUCACACAAUUGAGCCCAUAUUGCAUUAUACAGCCUACGUGGCUACGCCUCAUGUAUCUAUACGCACUGAUCGAUAUACACUAUAAGAAA